AUGGCCGAUGAGAAGAGACGGGGCGACGCGAUCAUUGAAUUGGAAGACAAACAGCCCAACGGCCACCACUUCGACGCCGCUCCCAGACCGCAGCCCGCAAUGUCGUCUGCUCCAGUCGCGCAGUUGGCCAACAACCCUGUCGUCUCGAUUCUCACCUAUUGCGGCAGCAGCAUCCUCAUGACUGUCGCCAACAAGUUUGUCGUCAACGGGCAUGAUUUCAACCUCAACUGUUUCCUACUCGCUGUACAGUCGGCCGUCUGCUUAACAGCCAUCACGACCGCCAAAGCAACCGGCUUCAUCUCCUUCCGAGACUUCGAAAGCGGCCAGGCGAAGAAAUGGUUCCCCAUCUCCCUCCUCCUCAUCGGCAUGAUCUACACCUCCACAAAAGCGCUCCAGUUCCUCAGUAUACCCGUAUACACCAUCUUCAAGAACCUGACAAUCAUCUUGAUUGCGUACGGCGAGGUGCUAUGGUUCGGAGGCAGCGUGACGGGCAUGGCACUGCUCAGUUUCGGUCUCAUGAUCAUGAGCAGUGUCAUUGCAGCGUGGGCAGACAUCCAGCACGUCCUUGAAUCCUACGGCGGCGACGCCAUGACUGGCGAGGCAGCGGAGCAGAUCUCGACGCUGAACGCGGGAUACAUGUGGAUGCUGAUGAACUGCCUCUGCACCGCCUCCUUUACCCUCGGCAUGCGCAAGCGCAUCAAGCUCACCAACUUCAAGGACUUUGACACCAUGUUCUACAACAACCUCCUCUCCCUCCCCGUCCUCCUCAUCGGCUCCCUCUUCCUCGAAAACUGGUCCCCCGCCAACCUCGCCCUCAACUUCCCCCCCGAGCAGCGCUCCUACCUCAUCGGCGCCAUGAUCUUCACCGGCCUCUCCAGCAUCCUCAUCUCCUACGCCUCCGCCAACUGCAUGCGCGUCACCUCCUCCACCACGUACUCCAUGGUCGGCUCACUGAACAAACUGCCGAUCGCGAUCUCCGGGCUGAUGUUCUUCGGGGACCCCGUGACGGUGCCGAAGGUGGGGGCGAUUUUUGUGGGCUUUGUGAGCGGGAUUGUGUAUACGGUGAGUAAGAUUUGGCAGAAGGAGCAGCAGAACAAGGGACAAGGGGGUGGAGGGAUUCUGCCGACGACGACGAGCGCGAGUUCGCAGAGUAUGCGGGAUUCGCUGAAGUCGUAG
Molecule: messenger RNA, 1176 nt
Organism: Saxophila tyrrhenica
Lineage: Eukaryota; Fungi; Ascomycota; Dothideomycetes; Mycosphaerellales; Extremaceae
Gene: VRG4
Product: GDP-mannose transporter into the lumen of the Golgi
Exons: 3
Coding region: 1-1176 (391 amino acids)
Biological process (GO): transmembrane transport
Cellular component (GO): Golgi apparatus
Molecular function (GO): antiporter activity; GDP-fucose transmembrane transporter activity
Source: RefSeq, a predicted model, not a curated record